This is a messenger RNA of Entrophospora candida, 468 nucleotides long. NCBI's taxonomy places the organism in Eukaryota, Fungi, Glomeromycota, Glomeromycetes, Entrophosporales, Entrophosporaceae. The record is from the annotation of a GenBank genome assembly.
AUGAAUUUUACAAAUACACUUGUUGAUGUUGAUGUUGCUCGUAAUCAUACUGCAUCAUAUGUCAGACUAACCUUAAAUAUUCGAUUAAAUUCUCGUUCAAUUAUAGCUCCUACUCCUCCUAAUUUACCAAUACACGCACAAAGACAGGUCAAUCAAAGAACAGUUGUUCAACAACCUCAACAGCAAUCAACAAACAAUAAUAAUGUUUCCAUACCUCAACAAACUCAACCAUCGACAAUCUCUCAACCAAGCAUCAAACAAUUAAUACUUAAUGCUUCUACAUCAUUAGAACCAUCAUUUGAAGAACUCUAUGAAUCAAUAAGAAAGUUAAAUAAUACAAUGAAAAAUAACAUGGAUACUGGAGAAGCAACCAAGGGAACUGAAGAAAGUCAUAUUCCUUGUAGAACGUAUGUGGAAAAUAGCUCCAAUCAUGAUUGUAUUAGCAGUGCCUUGUCAAAAUCUGCUUGA